Molecule: messenger RNA, 768 nt
Organism: Durusdinium trenchii
Lineage: Eukaryota; Dinophyceae; Suessiales; Symbiodiniaceae
Source: the annotation of a GenBank genome assembly
AAACACACAUCUCUAUAUAUAUAUAUUUAUGGUAUCUAUAUAUAUAUAUUGGAUUCAGCCCCUUGCGAAUCGCCUCCUGAUGCCACUUGCCUGGACAAGCUUUUGCACUGCUGCUUAUGUCAGUAUGUUUUUGCAUUUAUUCUUUGUGUAGACGAUGUAUUAUACAAUGGAUAGAGGCUAUUCUGCUAUCGUAGCUGCUGACAAGGUCCGCAUAAUUCCCACCCUAAGAGCUUGUGGGCUAUUUUGGCUCAAAGAGUCCUGUCCCUGGCACCAGGCAGCACUAAGGACCAUGGCAGAGAGCAGCUCCACAGGACGUGGCACGGCAGCAGCCUCUGUGGGAGGAUCACGCACAGCCUUGGCUCGACGGUCCAACACCAGGAGCGGCGCGGGAGCAAAUUCAGGGGCAAACAGCGGUGGGCGCAAGGCCUCUGGAGGAGGUGGCAUUUUGAAGUUCUAUUCGGACGACUCUCCUGGAUUGAAAGUGGGUCCCACCACAGUACUUGUGCUUUCCUUGGUUUUCAUGGCAAUAGUGUGCUCAUUGCACAUCCUGGGCAAGUUCAGAAGUGGAUAAGGUGAUUCCAACCUCACGAAGGAAAGGGCCCAGGGCCGAACACAAGGAGUGUUCUUGCUGCUUUUCAGUCAAGGUGCUGUCACUCUUGAAGAGGAACAUACAUGUUUUUUUUGUAAGGGGACUUUGAGAUUCGCCGGCAGGGACCUGGACGUGCAAUGCACAAAGACACGCGACGUGGCGAACGUCACUGGUGGAAA